Messenger RNA from Hippocampus comes (tiger tail seahorse), 1483 nucleotides. RefSeq names its product bradykinin receptor B1 (gene bdkrb1). Gene Ontology annotation, cellular component: external side of plasma membrane; membrane. The coding region runs from base 400 to 1476 and encodes 358 amino acids. The transcript is spliced from 2 exons. The record is from RefSeq and is a predicted model, not a curated record. Gene Ontology annotation, biological process: G protein-coupled receptor signaling pathway; immune response; cell chemotaxis. Gene Ontology annotation, molecular function: C-C chemokine receptor activity; C-C chemokine binding; bradykinin receptor activity. NCBI's taxonomy places the organism in Eukaryota, Metazoa, Chordata, Actinopteri, Syngnathiformes, Syngnathidae.
CAUCAUUGCCACAAGAUGUUGCUCGAUUGCACAUACUCGACUGGACAUUGCAUUGGGCCUUGAGACGUUUUAAUGCUAAACCACCGAUUCGGGGAGUGUCACCAUGGAUUUAAGUGACUGCAGUUAUCAAAGUGUCAUUUAUAAAUUCCAAGUGAGAAAAUACUACUUCCUUUUUUUUUCAGUCAAAUGUAACUGUUCAGUUUUCUUAACGGUUUGAUAGUUGGUAGCGGUGAACAUUUCUCCAUUUAGGGCCGUGCAGUAAUUCAAAGUUUGGGGGCUGUUCAUAAACAAGCUGCCGGAUCGGGGGAUGUGCAAGAAUGCCGCUCUAUAUACAAAAACGCUAUCUUGUUCCAUUGCUCCUUACACUCGGCGUGUGAACACACGAACAGCUGGAUAACUAUGACUAUGGAGUCGGUGACACUUCAGCCGGAGGCAGCUCAGUGGGCUGAAAACAGCAGCCUUUCAAAGUCCCUCACAUCUCUGGAGUUCGUCACCGUGCGCACCAUUGUCCCUCCUUACAUCAUCACCGUGUCCGUGCUGGGCCUCGCCUUGAACGCCUUCGUCCUGUGCGUGUUUUUUGCGCACAAGGAUCGCCUGACGGUAGCCGAGGUCUACCUGGGCAACCUGGCUCUGGCCGACUUCGCUCUUUUGUGCGGCCUCCCCUUCUGGGCCGCCAACAUCCUCAACAGUUUUGACUGGCCGUACGGCGAGGCCUUGUGCAAGCUGGUCAACUGCGUCAUGACAGUGAACCUCUACACCAGCGUCUACACCCUUGUCAUGAUCAGCGCGGACCGCUACCUAGCGAUCGUGAGGACCAUGAAGGCGAGGUGGCUGAGACGGACUCGGUACGCCAAGGUCAUAUGCGUGUUCCUCUGGAUAUUCGGGCUCUCACUCAGCACGCCGACCAUGCUGCACAGAAAAGUGAUGUACUUUGAAGAAUUCCAGAUGACGGCCUGCAUGUUGGACUACAGCCACGGUAGCUCGUGGAAGUUAGCCAACCAAGUUCUGCUGAACGUCGUCGGCUUCGUCAUCCCGACUCUGGUGAUCGUCUCCUGCAGCAGUUCUAUCGUCAAGGCUUUGCGACAGAGAAAAGAGAGCGUUGGACUUCAGGAUGUUAAUGACACGAAGGCCACAGUUCUGUUGUACGCCGUCACGUUGCUGUUCAUCCUUUGCUGGGGGCCCUACCAGGUUUUCACCUUCCUCGACACCCUCUGUGACAUCCACGUGCUGGACGUCACAGUAUGGUCCCACGCUCUGGACGUAGGGGGACAGGUCUCGGCUUAUCUCGGUGUCCUCAACAGCGCUCUCAACCCUGUUCUCUAUGUCCUCUCUGGGCAAUACUUCAGGAAGAAAGUUAGUUCUAUCUAUAGACGGGCUCUGCGUAGUCGUAGAGGAUCAGACAUUACCACCUAUCAGCGCUCCGUCGCCUCCACUUACAUUCACAGACCUGAGCAGAUUAAACCUGUUGUCAUUUAGGACGAUG